Neospora caninum is the source of this 744-nucleotide messenger RNA. RefSeq lists its product as uncharacterized. Gene Ontology annotation, molecular function: calcium ion binding. The transcript has 5 exons. NCBI's taxonomy places the organism in Eukaryota, Apicomplexa, Conoidasida, Eucoccidiorida, Sarcocystidae. Bases 1 to 744 code for a protein of 247 amino acids. The record is from RefSeq and is a predicted model, not a curated record.
AUGCUCGUGUUCCCAGACAUCAAUGAAUGCCUCCAGAACCGAGGAGGCUGCGGGAACAACAGCGAGUGCAUCAAUCAGAUCGGUGCCCCUCCGCUGUGUAAAUGCUGGACCGGCUAUGAGGGCAACAACGAUCAGCCCGGAACUGACUGUAAAGAUAUUGAUGAGUGCAAGUCGUUCCCUUGUUGGCAGAACUCAACGUGCGUCAAUACUCCUGGUUCCUACCGCUGCCAGUGCGACACUGGUUUUACUGAGACGGGUGACAAUCAGUGUGAAGAGAUUGACUACUGCGGAACCGGCCAAAACAAAUGUGAUCCUCACUACGCUGACUGUGUCCAAUCCAAUGGCGUCUACACAUGCAAAUGCAAGGACUUUUUCAGAGGCACGGGAACGGUCAACAACUGUACUCCUGUAUCAGGGUACGAAUAUCUGGCCUGCGAACUACUAGGAGCGUCAUGCAGCUCCUACCAGGAAUGUCAGCGCGAAACGAUGGGCACCUACUCCUGCAAAGACAAAACCUCGAUACAGCAGCUGUCGACUUUCUUCUCGGAAGGCGGGAGCUCAAACACCCCGACGUGGGUCUGGCUAACUGUUGUCUCCGGCGGGUUCGUACUCAUGCUCUUUCUGUGGUUUUUGACAAAACAUCUCCUGGACAAGAAAAGGCGCGAACGCACCCCCGAGGCAGCAGUUUACUCUAUUUACGGCCAGGGUGCCGCCGGCUAUGGGGCCAUGGACUACUACGGAUAG